Ochotona curzoniae (black-lipped pika) is the source of this 5089-nucleotide messenger RNA. RefSeq names its product chloride voltage-gated channel 6 (gene CLCN6). NCBI's taxonomy places the organism in Eukaryota, Metazoa, Chordata, Mammalia, Lagomorpha, Ochotonidae. The transcript has 23 exons. Gene Ontology annotation, cellular component: intracellular membrane-bounded organelle; lysosomal membrane. The record is from RefSeq and is a predicted model, not a curated record. The coding region runs from base 71 to 2680 and encodes 869 amino acids. Gene Ontology annotation, biological process: transmembrane transport; chloride transport. Gene Ontology annotation, molecular function: voltage-gated chloride channel activity.
AGUCACGUGAGACUCGGAUCCUGGGUGGGAGGGGGUUGGCGGAGGGUCCGGAGUGCAGUCAAGGAGGAAGAUGGCGGGGUGCAGGGGGUCCUUGUGCUGCUGCUGCCGAUGGUGCUGCUGCUGCGGCGAGCGCGAGACCCGAACCCCGGAGGAGCUGACCAUCCUUGGAGAAACACAAGAGGAAGAGGAUGAGAUCCUUCCGAGGAAAGACUAUGAGAGUUUGGAUUACGACCGCUGUAUCAACGACCCCUACCUGGAGGUUUUGGAGACCAUGGACAAUAAAAAAGGUCGCUGGUAUGAGGUGGUGAAGUGGACGGUGGUGUUUGCAAUUGGAGUUUGCACUGGUCUGGUGGGUCUCUUCGUGGACUUCUUCGUGCAGCUCUUCACCCAGCUCAAGUUUGGAGUGGUAGAAGCCUCCGUGGAGGAAUGCAGCCAGAAGGGCUGCCUCGCCCUGUCCCUGCUUGAACUCCUGGGUUUUAACUUGACCUUCGUCUUCCUGGCCAGCCUUCUCGUCCUGAUUGAGCCGGUGGCCGCAGGCUCGGGCAUCCCGGAGAUCAAGUGCUACCUGAAUGGCGUCAAGGUGCCAGGAAUUGUGCGGCUGCGGACCCUGCUGUGCAAAGUCUUCGGGGUGCUUUUCAGUGUGGCUGGAGGGCUGUUUGUGGGGAAGGAAGGCCCCAUGAUCCACAGUGGAGCCGUGGUAGGAGCCGGCCUCCCUCAGUUUCAGAGCAUCUCCUUACGGAAGAUCCAGUUUAACUUCCCCUACUUCCGAAGUGACAGAGACAAGCGAGACUUUGUAUCAGCAGGAGCCGCUGCAGGCAUCGCUGCUGCUUUUGGGGCCCCUAUUGGGGCGACCUUGUUCAGCCUGGAGGAGGGCUCAUCCUUCUGGAACCAGGGGCUCACAUGGAAAGUGCUCUUUUGUUCCAUGUCUGCCACCUUCACCCUCAACUUCUUCCGUUCUGGGAUUCAGUUUGGAAGCUGGGGUUCCUUCCAGCUCCCGGGACUGCUGAACUUCGGCGAGUUCAAGUGCUCUGACUCUGAUAAAAAAUGCCAUCUCUGGACAGCUAUGGAUAUGGGUUUCUUCGUCGUGAUGGGGGUCAUUGGGGGCCUCCUGGGAGCCACAUUCAACUGCCUGAACAAGAGGCUUGCAAAGUACCGGAUGCGCAACGUGCACCCGAAACCUAAGCUGGUCAGAGUCUUAGAGAGCCUCCUGGUGUCUCUGGUGACCACCUUGGUGGUAUUUGUGGCCUCGAUGGUGUUAGGAGAGUGCCGCCAGCUGUCGUCCUCCAGUCAGAUCAGUAAUGGCUCCUUGAAGCUCCAGGUCACAUCAGAUGUGAACUCGAGCAUCAAGGCGUUCUUCUGUCCCAACGACACCUACAAUGACAUGGCCACGCUCUUCUUCAACCCCCAGGAGUCUGCCAUCCUGCAGCUCUUCCACCAGGAUGGAACAUUCAGCCCCAUCACCUUGGCCUUGUUCUUCGUCCUCUAUUUCUUGCUGGCUUGCUGGACUUACGGCAUUUCCGUGCCGAGUGGCCUUUUUGUGCCUUCUCUGCUGUGUGGGGCUGCAUUCGGGCGUCUCGUUGCCAACGUCCUGAAAAGCUACAUUGGAUUGAGCCACAUCUACUCGGGCACCUUCUCCCUGAUCGGCGCCGCGGCUCUGCUGGGCGGGGUGGUCCGCAUGACCAUCAGUCUCACGGUCAUCCUGAUCGAGUCCACCAAUGAGAUCACGUACGGGCUGCCCAUCAUGAUCACACUGAUGGUCGCCAAAUGGACCGGAGAUUUUUUCAAUAAGGGCAUUUAUGAUAUCCACGUGGGCCUGCGAGGAGUGCCGCUUCUGGAAUGGGAGACGGAGGUGGAAAUGGACAAGCUGCGAGCCAGUGACAUCAUGGAGCCCAACCUGACCUACGUCUACCCGCACACCCGCAUCCAGUCCCUGGUCAGCAUCUUGCGCACCACGGUGCACCACGCCUUCCCGGUGGUCACGGAGAACCGAGGCAAUGAGAAGGAAUUCAUGAAGGGCAACCAGCUCAUCAGCAACAACAUCAAGUUUAAGAAGUCCAGCAUCCUCACCCGGGCCGGCGAGCAGCGCCGACGGAGCCAGUCCAUGAAGUCCUACCCAUCGAGCGAGCUGCGCAACGUGUGUGAUGAGCAUGUGGCCUCUGAGGAGCCGGCCGAGAAGGACGACCUCCUCCAGCAGAUGCUGGAGCGCAGAUACACUCCGUACCCCAACCUGUACCCUGACCAGUCCCCAAGCGAAGACUGGACCAUGGAGGAACGCUUCCGCCCUCUGACCUUCCACGGCCUCAUCCUCCGCUCGCAGCUCGUCACCCUGCUUGUGCGAGGCGUGUGCUACUCUGAAAGUCAGUCGAGUGCCAGCCAGCCGCGCCUCUCCUACGCCGAGAUGGCCGAGGAUUAUCCACGCUUCCCCGACAUCCAUGACCUGGACCUCACCCUGCUGAACCCACGCAUGAUAGUGGAUGUCACCCCGUACAUGAACCCGUCGCCCUUCACCGUCUCGCCUAACACCCACGUAUCCCAAGUCUUCAACCUGUUCAGGACGAUGGGCCUGCGCCACCUGCCGGUGGUGAAUGCCGUGGGAGAGAUCGUCGGGAUUGUCACACGGCACAACCUGACCUACGAGUUUCUACAGGCACGGCUGCGGCAGCACUACCAAACCCUCUGACGGCCCGGCCUCUCGGCAGGGUUGCCGGGGCAGGCAGUUCACACGCGUUCCGGCCAGGGCUGCCCCCGGACCACUGACGGUCCCUACUCACUCCCCCGCCCUCCCUCCUGAAGAGCCUGGAGCUGUCAGAUGCUUUGGUGGUUGGAGGUCCCGGAUGGAGAGGGCAUCAAGCCCUCAGAGUUUGGGCUUUUCCCCCUUCCUCAGCGAGUAGCCUGCUGCCUCCCUCCCGGCUCCCCGUGUCCUUCCUGGCCGUCCACUGUUGGCUCAGGCCCCCAGGUGGAAGUCAACCUGGUCCCCUCUGAGGGACCCUGAGCAGUGUUCCCACCCCAGCUAAUUUCCCAGGUGGUUAAGCUGCUGCCUUGCCACUUUGGGAAGUGUUGGACCAAGGCUAGCACUGGGGUACCAAGUUAUAAAAUGCAGUGAGUUUCCAAGUAUAAGAAUUGGGCUUUGAGAAAUGUCCCCAGAUUUCAGGAAGGCGUGCCUCGUUGGGACUCUUAGCAUGAGCAGCGGCUCCAGCCACGCCUCUGGACCCGCAGCACAGCCCCGUCCCACUGGGCACUCUGAGCAGUAAAUGGGGAUGGUGGUUCAGACAGACACCUGCCCUUCUUUGGAAUGCAUUGGCUCUGUCUCGCUCUGCCAGCGGCUCUCCGCCUCCCCAUAACGUGGCUGCUCUGAGCCAUCCCCGUCUCCUUCACACCCAGGAUUGACUCAAGUUUGCCAGGCUCCGUGUGGAGCAGUCCCAGCUCGCAGCAUCUCAGCAUUGCCUUCGGGUUACCUGGAAGGAGGCACUCCCCUAGGUACCUAGGUGAGAAUGUUCGUGAGCCCCUCAAGAUCCUUCCUGAGCUGGGGCCUGGGACAGGUGUGUGUUGGUCCUGAGCAGAGGCCUAGUCCUAGGGAGAUUGCCAAACCUCCUCCUCUCCCCAGAUGUCAGCCGUGCCCCACCCUCUGGGCAACUCAGAGGCGGACAAGGGGCUCCCUGCAGCUCAUGCCCAGGUUAAGCCUGAAGCUGAGGGGCCUGUCUCUGGGCAACUUCACUGGCCUGACUGGUUGGUCCCUGGUGUUUGCCCUCGCCCGUUGCAUGGUGAUCGGCCCGUGAAGCUUCCCUGGGGCCAGGCUGCUUUGGGGCCCAGGGUGUCAUACUCAUGCACCGAGAUUUAUCCAUCCAUGGCAGUCACCAGAGGGCUGGGGUGGGGCUGGCAGCUCUGCCCCCGGAUCUGUGGUGGGCUUGCUCACCGCCCGGUGCCAGCUGCUUCAGGAUCUGUUGCUGCCUGUACCCCCUCCGCUCUCCUUGUGUUCUGACCCUUGGACUAGAAUGGCUUCAAGUUCUGAGUUUCUCAAGUUCCCUGCAUGCACCUGCCUCGUGAAGUGGGAAUGACAGUUCAGCAAGUUGCAAGGACCAAAAAGGCAAACCUUGUUGCACACAACUGGAUGCCACCUGAUGGCGUGGUGGCCUGACCCCAAUAUUGCUAAUUUUUCCUUAGAGGACCAGUUGCCCAUGUCGGGAGAGUGACAGGAUACCUCUCACAGAAGCUCCACCCCCAUAAGCCUGCGUGGGCUUCUCAGAGGCCGAGGGAGGGCAGAUAUGGUUGGAAUUGAUCUGUCCCUCGCAAACAUUAUAUUGCGUUCAAGUCACCAGGAAUUCUGUUCCCAUCCAUUUAGUCUGGAAAUUGACAGUAGGGUGUGAAUGCCUCACUCUGAACUGACCUGGUGACCACCGAGGAGGACCUGAGGCCAGGCACGGGGGUCCUGUGCUCUCCCCAACCCGGUCCACAUAAACCCAAAGACGACAGUUCCUCCCCUUGUACCCUUGUAGCUGUAACCAUGGGACCUGAGCCUCACUCCCUGGGUUUCUGUCUUACCCACUACCAACCCUGCCGCCUCCCGACCAGUGGCAGCAGGAUAGAGCAGAACUCUGCAGAGUGGGGUGUGGUAGGUCCAGGCAGAGGUGAGUUCCCUCGGUUCAGCUCCAGUGUGGUUGUUUGCGUGGCUCCCCAGCCAAGGUGGGGAGUGGGGCCAAAGGCCUGGUCCCCAAACCCGACUGGCACCUCAACAUUCUAAGGAAUCAUUUGCUCGCAACCUGGUUCAGCUAACAGUUCCAAGAUGAAGUGGGCACUCGCUCGAUCCAGGCAGCCAAUACUCAGAGUGGCCUGCGGGACUGCAGUGCCCCUCAGCGUCCCAUGCAGUGUGACCUCCCCCACCCCAUGCCUGUGCACCUUGGUCUUGUCCGCAUCGCAGCUUCUGUUUUUCUGUUUGCACUGUUUGUUCAGGCAGUGAUGUUGCUCAGCCCACUGUGUAUAUAAGUCGUGAUUUCUUUGUUUAAUGUAAAGUCUUAUUUUUUAUUUGAACUCUUGGCACUUGGAAGUUCUUGUGACGACUGUACCACGUCAGAAUAAAAUGUCUGCCCCUGUC